Molecule: messenger RNA, 4567 nt
Organism: Liolophura sinensis
Lineage: Eukaryota; Metazoa; Mollusca; Polyplacophora; Chitonida; Chitonidae
Product: adenylyl cyclase-associated protein 1-like
Exons: 13
Coding region: 823-2751 (642 amino acids)
Biological process (GO): actin filament organization; cytoskeleton organization; cell morphogenesis
Cellular component (GO): cytoplasm
Molecular function (GO): adenylate cyclase binding; actin binding
Source: RefSeq, a predicted model, not a curated record
UGCAGUAGUGUGUCUAUGAAAGAUGUAGCUUCUACAGACUGUAGCAUUAGAAGGGAAAUUUGGGUGACAAGAGAAACUGGAUUUUCACAGCAGAUACUUGUUGACAGACAGACAGACAGACAGACUUCUAGACAAGUGCCCAACAUUUUCUGUGGGCAGAUCUAUUUUGGGUUGGAUUGAUUUUAAACAUCCUUUCAUGUGCCAGUGGUUGUUUGGAGUACUGUAUCUCAACCACACCUGGUAAUAUGCGGUUUUCUUAAUUGGCUCACCAGUUUUAAUCAACAUUUGCAGGGACUAUUGUCAAUACUCAGGUUACCUCGGCCCUGUCCUGCUGUACAUUAGCAUUGACAUUUGAUACAAAGCACGGCAUAUGAUACUUUACUUGUAGGCAACUUCUUAGGACCUGUGUCAAUAUUUCUAAGGAGUGACCUUCAGAUUUGACCUUCCAACUCAACUUGACCUUUGCCCUGAAUAAGAUCAAAACAGACAGUCUUUUGCAUUGGCUACCCAUGCUGCUUGCAUCGUGCUGAACCUUCUGGUAGCCAUGGCAACAUAGGAGGUGCUUAAAGUGUAUUGACUCAAGUUCAUAUGGAGUAUCCACACUGAGGAAACUGUUAAUUAACUUAGCUUGUUGGACCUUAAAAAGGAAUUUGGCUACAAACGGACAGGAUUAAAUUUUUACAGCAAACAGGUUCUCUUUUCUUUUUUGUGGGAAGUGUCUGUGAUUUUUGCCAUGAACUGAAUGGCAGAAUACUUACAUGCAUUGGAAAGUUCCACAAAGUGUUUCAAUUGGAUGCACAGUAACUUUGUUGUUUCUUGGAAAUGUCAGAAAAUCCGGGAUGUCUGUUUUGUUGUUUCCCGUGUUCUCGUCCCAGAACAGAGAGUUACCAUCUCUCAGACAUAGACGUGGUUGUGGAUUCACCUGAUUUGACUCGGGACUUACCGGAGAAAGCUGUGGAUGAGAAAAACAAAAGUGAAACUUCGAACGAAGCUGAAGGAAUACAUCGUUCUUUAAAAUGUCGGCGUCAUUUAGACUCAGCCGAAGACACAGUCGUCCAAUCAGAGCUCUGCAAACAAAGUGAUGGUGUGGAUCUGGCUUCUGUUCCAGCGCCUGCCUCAGCAUCGUGUGGCGCUGAGGAGGACAUUCAGAUUAAAGUCGCGCAACAAACUCAUGCAUCGCCAUCAGUCGACAUGAGUUUACCGCAAUCUGUAAACUCUGAACAAAAAUCCACAAACGUUCCUGAUACGCCAACUUUUUAUUUGCAGGUCUUUGAGGACGAACCCGAAGCUGUCAAAUCUGAACCAGUCAUGUCUGCACAGGAGUUAGCCGCUGUUGUGGCUCGGUUAGAAUCGGUCGCCGUGCGUCUGGAGUCGGUCGCUGCUGCCAAAGGUCAAUCAAGCGCACCAGCCGUUGGAAGAGGGUCAUCAAGUGCACCAGAUGCCCCAUUCGUCAAGGCUUACGAUGAGUUCAUGGCGGGGUCUCUCAGCCAGUUUCUGGCAACGAGCUCGGAGCUGGGAGGAGAGGUGGCUGAAAUGGGCCAGCUGACAAAGGCUUGUUUUGAUGCUCAGCGUGAUUUUCUGGUUAUGGCUAGCAAGAGCAAGGAACCCAGCAUGGCUGAACUGCCGCCCUUGCUUGCCCCUCUUUCACAGAAGAUUGAGGCUGUAACAAACUAUACAGAGAAGCAUCGUUCAAGUAAGGCCUUUAACAACCUAAGUGCUGUGUCUUCCGGGAUAGGUGCAUUAGGCUGGGUGUCUGUGAAACCCACCCCUGGCCCAUUUGUGAAGGACAUGAUGGACUCCAGUCUGUUCUACAGUAACAAAGUUCUGAAGGAGUUCAGAGGAGUGAAUGAAACCCAGGUACAGUGGUGUAAAUCCCUGACAGGUAUCUUUAACGAGCUGAUGGCGUAUAUCAAACAGCACCACACCACAGGUGUCGCCUGGAACCCUCAGGGAGGUGUGGCCAGUGUCCCUUCCUCCGCCUCCUCUACCCCCUCAGCAGGAGGACCUCCUCCUCCCCCACCUCCGCCCCCACCCCCAGUCACUGAGGACGACGGUUCUGCACCUUCAUCAGGCGGGGAUGACGGAAGGGCAGCCCUGUUUGCGUCCCUUAACAAAGGAGCUGAUGUCACAAAAGGGUUGAAGAAAGUCACAGAUGACAUGAAGACUCACAAAAACCCGAGCAUAAGACAGGGACCCGCCCCGUUCAAACCCAACAAAUCACCGUCACCGAUCACUGCUCCCAAGCCGAAGGCCACACCAGCUGUGGCAGCUAAGCCACCCAGGCUGGAACUGGAGGGAGGGAAAAAAUGGCUGGUGGAGUACCAGAACGGCAACAACAACAUCCAGAUCACAGACACCAACAUGAAACAGAUCGUCUACAUCUUCAAGUGUAACCAGAGUUCUGUUGUCAUCAAGGGCAAGGUCAACUCUGUCAUUGUAGAUAGCUGUAAAAAAGUUGGCGUUGUGGUAGAAGACGUGAUCUCAAGCAUUGAGUUUGUCAACUGCCAGAGUGUAAAGGGGCAGAUCAUGGGUAAGGCUCCGACAGUGAGCAUUGACAAGACGGAUGGCUGUAUGGUCUACCUGAGUAAAGACUCAGUGGAGGCAAAUAUUGUCACAGCUAAAUCUUCAGAGAUGAAUAUACUUUUGCCAGGAGCUGAUGGAGAUUUUAAGGAAUACCCUGUCCCAGAGCAGUUCAAGACAGUAUGGAACGGAAAAGAGCUGGUUACUGAGGCAACCGAUAUAGCUGGUUAGAGGAAGAUGGUUGUUGUGAGGAACUGGAAAGAAUGCUAGCCAAAGAACAGAAGUGAACGUGCUUUCAGGUUAACGGAAAUCGUUUAAUUAUCAAGAAUGGUGCUUUGGAUAAUCAGUUGUUCAGAAAGAAAAGCUAAAAACGUAAAAAGAUGUAAAAUUUCUAAGAAAAAAAUCUAUUUAUCACCUUUUUAUUGUUUGCUGCUGACUUAAAGAAAUGAAAAUUUUUUUGUUCUUGUAUUCUUUCUGAAGAGGUCGAUAUUCAUUCUGGUGUAUCUUGUAUUUUUAUCGCGAAUUAUUAUUUUAUUGUCUCAACACAGUUACCUGAUUAAAUCCCAAGCAGUAAAAUUGGGCUUAAUUAAAAAGGAAUAGACAGAAAUGGGAAACAAGUCUCAUGCCUAAAUUAUGAGAUUGUUUGAAACAACCAGAAGCUUUUUUAAACCAUUAUUGCUAAUUUGAUUUUGUUUUUUGCAAUGAGAAUGAAAAGAAACAAAGAAUAACAUCAUGAACAAGAGAUUAUUUUCAGAUGCGAGCAAGGGCUAGCAGGAGAAAAAUUGAAUGGAGUCGAUUUGAAUAAAAUUUCUUUGUACAUACAAAAUAUGUUUUAUUGACUUACCAGUAAUGCUGGCUUGCAGACAACUGUGAAUAAUGUUUUGAAUGGAUAUUCUGUAAAAAAAAAAAAAACACUUUAAAAUCUUUUUUAAAACAUUGUAAACAAAUAUUUUCUAUGGGAGAGCAAAGCUUGUAGAUAAAUUAGUCUAGUGUUAUUCAAAACUGAGUUUUGGAUUAUACUAGAUAUCACAGUAUUUGUGUUGUUUAUUAUUAGUUUAUCAUUAGUUUAUUAUCCUAGUCUCACCAAUUUAGUAUAAAUAUGCUAACUAAUUUGUCGGUUAUGGAUAUUUUUUUGUUUUUAUUAGUAUGGCAAAAAUUUAACAUGUGCCUCUUUAAAUGUUGAAUUGUGUGUAUUUCUUUUUAGUAUCUAAUCAAUUUUGCUUUACCAGAUAUUGCUAGCUAUGUUCUGGAAACAGAAAAAUAAAUGUGCCUUUCCGUUUGAACACUUAUGGUGGAUGUACUGCUACAUUCAGCUGUCUCUGUUUAGUUUGAGUCCAUGACAUUUCGAAAGAGCCCCUGUUCUGUAUUAGGAACCCCCAGAUUUGCCUCAGUGUUGCAAGUCUGCCAUUACGUGCCUGAAAUAUUGUUGAGCCCUCAGUAAGCUUUGAGCAUCGUGGAAGCAUAGACACUGCAAAAAAAUUGCGCUUCACUAAUCAGUCAAAGUCUUAGUUUCAAUCUUCAGGAAAUGCAAUGUCAGAAACACAUAUUCCUGCAGAGAACAACUUUGUGGAAGUAUCAAAUCAUCAACGAAGCGAUUGUUAAAAUUUUUGCGGUGUUUAUGCAUUUGCAGUAUGUGCCUGAAAAUGUUUGAUGGGUUUGCAAGCAUGCUGUAAUCUUCCAACGCUCAUAUAUUUAAAUAUAUGAUCAAAAAUUUACUGUUUUAAAUGUUAAAAACUUCGAUAUUUCCUGCAAGAAUAAAUUUCAUUUCCAUUGUAUCCUAUGCGGUAUCUAUCUAUAUACGUCUAGGUCCAAAAAGUGUUUCAAAUUUUAAGAAUAGAAAAUUGCGAGAAAAAUCUACCUAUCUGUGGUUUUGUUAUUACUGUAUGAAUUUUGUUUGGGAUAGGAUGUCAUAGAGAAAAUUGAGUAAUGCCAAAAAGGUUGUUAGAAUUGAUGUUCAAAAUAUUUGCAACGGAUGCUGAUGAUGAAGAUGUGCUGUAAUAUUUAGUGUUAAUUAUUGCUGCUUAUUAUUGGAAUUAUUUACUAAUGA